UCCUUCUCUCUCUCUUGAUCUCUCUCCCACAAAAAUGGUAGCUUUGAGAGUUGCAUGUGUGUUUCUCUCUGUUCUCAUGCUGCUUAAUGCACAAGGAAAUGGUGCAUUGACAGCACAGACACAGAAAAUGAUACCUAAGGCCAACAAAGAUGGCCCUUAUUUGGGUUUGGUGAUUCCGAACCUAUUUGAACUGUACCCUCUUCUUCAAUCUCCAAACUACACGUCUAACAACCGGACCAUAGACAUUGCUGGAAAAAGAUUUCGGUUUGGAACCAUUGGCAAGAAGAAAGUCAUACUAGUUAUGACUGGGCUGAGCAUGAUAAAUGCAGGCAUAACUACUCAGCUUUUGUUGAGCUUUUUCAAUGUAGAGGGAGUAGUGCAUUAUGGUGUAGCAGGAACUGUGAACCCAUCUAUCAAUAGAGGAGAUGUGACCAUUGCUGAAUAUUGGGGACAUACUGCUCUUUGGAGUUGGCAGAGGUAUGGGCAAGGGCCUGAAGAUGUGCUACCCCUGAAAUCAAAUGGAGAUUACACGAGAGAAUUUGGGUAUUUAAAUUUUGCAGAUUAUACAGUAAAUGUCACAGAUGGUAGCUCAUAUGACAACCUCUUGAACAAUAUUUGGUUUCAACCUGAGGAAGUUUUCCCCAUAGAUGGGACUCCUGAGGAAAGGGAGCAUGCCUUUUGGGUCUCUGUUGAUCCCCUCUACUUUGAAAUCUCAAAACAGCUAGAGGGUCUUGUACUAGAAGGUUGCAUUAACUCAACAACAUGCUUGUCCGAGACACCAAAGGUGACCAUUGUCCAAAGAGGAACAAGUACAAGCAUUUUCCUAAGCAAUUUCGCAUAUCGAAACUUCAUCUAUAACAAAUUCAACGUAAGCCCAGUAGACAUGAAAAAUGCAUUUGUGGCUCUGAUAUGUCUUCAACAAAGGAAACCUUUCAUCGCUUUUAGGGCUAUCUUCAGCCAACCUGAUAGGGGUUCAUGUUAA
Quercus robur (English oak) is the source of this 982-nucleotide messenger RNA. RefSeq names its product bark storage protein A-like. The record is from RefSeq and is a predicted model, not a curated record. The transcript is spliced from 5 exons. Gene Ontology annotation, biological process: nucleoside metabolic process. Bases 35 to 982 code for a protein of 315 amino acids. NCBI's taxonomy places the organism in Eukaryota, Viridiplantae, Streptophyta, Magnoliopsida, Fagales, Fagaceae. Gene Ontology annotation, molecular function: catalytic activity.